Messenger RNA from Trematomus bernacchii (emerald rockcod), 2261 nucleotides. It is a transcript of the gene foxg1b, whose product is annotated as forkhead box G1b. Gene Ontology annotation, molecular function: sequence-specific double-stranded DNA binding; DNA-binding transcription factor activity. The transcript has a single exon. Gene Ontology annotation, cellular component: nucleus. The coding region runs from base 148 to 1296 and encodes 382 amino acids. NCBI's taxonomy places the organism in Eukaryota, Metazoa, Chordata, Actinopteri, Perciformes, Nototheniidae. Gene Ontology annotation, biological process: regulation of transcription by RNA polymerase II. The record is from RefSeq and is a predicted model, not a curated record.
CAUCCUGACCCUGCUUUCUCUCUCCUCUCUGUCUCUUUCGUUUCCAGCCAGGAUAACGGAGGUGGACGAGCUUGGAGUGCUAUUGUUGUUAUUUUUUUAUUAUUAAUAUUAUUUAUUCCUCGUUUUUCGGGAGACCCGUCACCGGGCAUGGAGGAUGUAAAAGACCCGCCGACCGUGCACCGGUCCUCCUCCUUCAGUAUCAAGAGCCUCCUGCUGCCCUCCAAGUGCGACAGACCGAACCCCGUAGCCGCUGCAGUGGUGGGAAUCCCCGGGACCUUCUCUCCCUCUCCGGGCUCCGAAUCUGACAAGUCUCUGGAGGAGGUGGACUCUAAGUCUCUGGACCCCCUGGAGGUGGCUUUGGACCCCGAGAAGCCGGACAAGCAGGAGGACCAGGAGGAGGACGGUGGAGGAGGCGCCAAGACCACACCGAACACUAACGGUAAUAGUACCGCGAAAAACGGGAAAUAUGACAAGCCUCCGUUCAGCUACAACGCCCUGAUCAUGAUGGCCAUCCGGCAGAGCCCCGAGAAGCGGCUCACGCUGAACGGCAUCUACGAGUUCAUCAUGAAGAACUUCCCGUACUACCGGGAGCACAAGCAGGGCUGGCAGAACUCCAUCCGUCACAACCUGAGUCUCAAUAAGUGCUUCGUGAAGGUGCCCAGGCACUACGACGACCCGGGGAAGGGGAACUACUGGAUGCUGGACCCGAGCAGCGAUGACGUUUUCAUCGGAGGGACAACCGGGAAGCUCCGCCGGCGCUCCGCCACCUCCAGGGGGAAACUGGCGAUGAAACGCGGGCUGCGCUUCGCUCCUCUCGGCUUGGGGAUUAACGAGCGGGCAAACAACCCGCUGUACUGGCAGAUCUCUCCGUUUCUCUCCCUGCACCAUCACCACCACCACCACCCGCACUACAACGGAUCCUCACCCGGGUUUUUGAACCAGGCGGGCGGGUACGGGUCGCUGCUGCCCGCCGUGGAGCAGCUGGGUAACGGGGACCUGGGGCGCUCCAUCCUGGGGAACAGUUACGGGAUGAGCACUUCUCCGGUGGGGCUGCUCUCCGGACAGACUGCCGGGUACUUUGUCUCAGGGACCGGACACUCAGGGCAGCCCGGAGGAGGACCGCCGCCCCCGCCGCACCUCCAGCAGGGGUACGGCGGCCUGACGAGCAGCAGCUCCCCGCAGCACCUGCUCUCGGACUCCCUGAGAAACAGCUCCUUCUCCCCGGGCGUUUCCGCGGGGUUCCCCGGGGUGCUGUCCCAUCAAAAGAGGGUGACCCCUAACGCUUUCCUAAACUGAUCUCCCCCCCUCCCCCUGGGACGAGGACGCACAAAAUAUGUUAAGGGCAUAAUAAUAAGUGGUAAAUAUCAAACAAUGAUCGCAACAAAUAUAUAUGAAGUGUUUUUUUGGCCAUAUUUUGCCCCGAAGAGCAUCGGGUUUAUUUUGAUGAUUUUAUUUUCUUGUUUGAAAAAAGGGACAAACUUUUGUUACCCGCGGGUUGUACAACUGUAAACUAGACUUGCCAAAGGUAACGCUUUAAGAACAAUUCAAGCUAUUUAUAUCUUGUACAAAGAUUUUCAGUACUUUCUUUGAGUCUUUUAUUUAUGUUUUGUAUUUAUUGUACAAUGUAUUUAAAUUCUAUUCGUCAGUGUAUACUUAUCAGUAUUAAGGAUUAUGGGAUGGGGAGGCGGGUGAAAUAAGACAUACAGGGUUAAUAAUAAUUAUUUAUGAAUUUUGAGACAAUCAAGGAGAAACACAGACAAUCAAAACGUUUUUCUUUUCUCUUUUUAUGAGAGGAAAAACGUUUGAAUAUAGGUAAAUAAUGAGUAAAUAAAGCCUUAAAUCAGCAGAAACAAUCAGGGGUUUCGAGAGGAAAAAAUAAGCCUACAAUCAUAUCUCUACUCAGGUUAACCCCGGACAGGCCUAACAAUAAUAAUAAUCACAAUACAAACAAUAACACUGCUCUCUGUGAAGAGUUUCCUUCCAAAAUAAUGAUAUCCAGAAUAAUAUUCCCAACAUGGCAGAGCCGUAGUAAAGCUAUAAAUAUCCUGACUGCUGCCUUCAGUGCUAAAAAUUGCAUUUUGACUUCCCCUUUAAAUAAAUGGAUAUAAAUGUUUUUGGAAUAGAACUCUUCAUGUACAAUAUUAUGCAAAACAAUGCAGCUGUAACACAAGUUUAUAUAUGUUGUAUGUUAUUAUAAAAGCCCAGAUUGUCCUAAUAACUUCAGUUCAGUGUGUGUGUGUGUGUGUGUGUGUGUGUGUGUG